CACCGUCACCACAGCUCCCCGCGCACGCAUCACCAGUCUGUCCCUCUUCUCCUGCAUUCGCACCAACUUUGAUAUCUCUGGGUGGAUUAUACCCCGGAUACAUAAUUGACCCUCUUACCCAACCGUGCAAAAUAAUCGUUCAAUCCCAACCACCCGCCCUCAGACAAAAUGAGCGCCCCCGCAUCCAACGACGGAGCUCCCCCAGGCGCAAUAAACGUCUCUACCCUCACCGUCCCUCAACUCCGCGCCCUGCAAACCCGUCUAACCACCGAACUCGAACACCUAACGACCUCGCACACGAAGCUCCGCGCCGCGCAGACAAAGUUUCAAGACUGUGUGCGCUCGAUCAACGACGGCGUCAGGGGGUCGCAGGCGAAGGGGACGGAUGGGAAGGAUGAGAUUCUGGUGCCGUUGACGAGUUCGUUGUAUGUUAAGGGGAGAUUGGCGGAUCGGGAGAAGGUGCUUGUUGAUGUUGGGACGGGGUUUUACGUUGAGAAGACUACGGCAAAGGCGAUUGAGUUCUAUAAUAUCAAGAUUAAGGGCUUGGAGAACAAUCUGAAAGAUCUGGCUAAGGUUGUGCAAGGAAAGGAUGUGCAAUUGAGGGCUAUUGAGGAUGUCCUAAGGCAAAAGGUUCUCAGCGGUGAGGCCACUCCGGCAAACACUGGAUAAGGUUUUCUUUGCAAUGUACAGUAUAAGUCGAUGCACCAUCACCAGGCAAUCAGGAAUGAAAAGAAAACGAAAAAGAGAAACAGAAAACAUAAACCACUAAAACGAAUGCGUGCUGGCAACGUAUUUCACUAAAUAAACGCCUCGGACCGCAUCUCAAAUUGCAACAAGAGAAGGAAAUCAAAACGAAAAGAGAGAAAGUGAAGUAGACACAAAAGAAAGAAAGAAAAAGGUGACGUUGGAUCAGGACCAUCAAGCCCGUGAACUCGUGAUGAACCAAGCGACACUGCAUUGAAGUUGGCUUCAUUCAGAACAGAGUACCAAGAUCGGUAUCAAUCAUUCCAGUAAGACCUUUUGCGUCAAUAGUGGGUGAAGAACUGUUUGAAGUAGUCUUGCCUUUCUUU
Messenger RNA from Aspergillus glaucus CBS 516.65, 1070 nucleotides. Its product is annotated as prefoldin subunit 5. Gene Ontology annotation, cellular component: prefoldin complex; cytoplasm. Gene Ontology annotation, biological process: regulation of DNA-templated transcription; protein folding. The transcript is spliced from 4 exons. The record is from RefSeq and is a predicted model, not a curated record. Bases 169 to 669 code for a protein of 166 amino acids. NCBI's taxonomy places the organism in Eukaryota, Fungi, Ascomycota, Eurotiomycetes, Eurotiales, Aspergillaceae.